Heterotrigona itama is the source of this 2682-nucleotide messenger RNA. The record is from the annotation of a GenBank genome assembly. NCBI's taxonomy places the organism in Eukaryota, Metazoa, Arthropoda, Insecta, Hymenoptera, Apidae.
AUUAUAUGUUGUGUGUAUUGUAAACAUCAAUAUCAUGAAAUGGACUAAAUAAAUAUAAAAGUAACAAAAUAUUUAUCUUUGAGAGAUAUAUCUUUUCAGAUCUUUAAAUAUUUUUUCAAUUAAAUGAAAUGUUAUUAGGAAUAUCUUGAGAAUACAAAAAAUCAUGAAACAUGAUCUUAAUACAAUUUACUUCAAGCAUGUAUAAAUUCUUGAAUUAUUGUAUUAUUUGAAAAUAUAGAUCUCAAUGUAAUCCAAUUUGUUUCGAGAUAUUACAAGUAUCAAUCUGACAUUCUGAAACGAAAUAUGCCACGUAGCUCUUACCAGGAUUAACUAAACUCCUGCAAUUUCUUACCGUUCGUGAUUCCCGGAAGUAACACUUUUGCAAUCUUGACAAUAAGGCUGUAUCUUUUCGUAUUUCUCAGAAAUAGCUGAUCUACUCCAACUUUGUCCAUUUCCGACACUGAUGCUGCUUGCCAGGAUAUCGAAAAUAGGAUCAUCCUCAACCGUGCUUACGAAAUCUGUUGUCUUGACGACUUUAUCAGCACUGAGCCUCCAAGAAGUUCUCGAGUUGGUUAGUUUUGCCUGGAGUAUUAGGAAACAAAAAAAAUAGCCGACAACACGACCAUCAACCCCAAUAACUUGCAUCCUCUCACUUCACAAAAACCGAUCGAACACGUUUCUAACUGUAGAAAAAUCGUCUGCUUCACUACGGAAAGAUGAUUUAGAUUUUCAUCCAGGAUUAUUGAACUAAUUGCCAACAUUUAUUUUCACUAUUAUAAUAUCCCCAGAAAUUUUAGAUUAUUUCAUUUAAUUUUUCAAAUAGAAUCAAAUGUUAAAGAAUUUUCUUUAAAAAAUAUGUUUAUUGAUAUCUUGCAAGAGCCAAAAAGAUAAUAAUCUAAAAGUUAAUGCAAUAGUUAUAAUCGAUUAAACAAUAAACAAUUAUUUUUCAAUAGAGAAAUAAUUAAAUGUAAACAAGCGUACACAAUCAAUGACGUUAAAUGAUUUUUUGUUAUAAAAAAUAGUUACAAAGUACGUAAUGUUACUUUACAUUUAUCAUAAUUUCAUGUGUUUAAGCAUAGUUAGCACUUGAAUGAAGCAAGAGUUCCCUUAGAUAACUCUACGUUAUAGUUCAGUAGAUUCUUUCACAAAACAACACGAAUUUCAUUUACACAUUUUUUGUGAAAAUAUGGAGAAUGAAACAGAUACAAAUAAUAUUGAAAAAAUUGGAAAUGUACAGUAUGCAAAAGUUUGCGAUCAGAAAACUUGUUUUAAUAAAAAAUUAUCGGAAUUGCAUCCAAAUUUAAGUAAACAUCAGCUGAAGAAAGUAAAAAAAAAGGAAAAAUGGUUAACACGAAAGGUUGAGCGAAGAUUACGUGAACGAGAAAAAAUAAGACAAAAACGAGCGUUCGCUCGUGCAAAUAAUAUAGAUCUUGGGCCAUCCAGGAAAGCUUUAAAGAAAAGCACAAUGGCAGAUAGCAAUUGUAAAAUUGGAAUAACUAUUGAUUUAUCUUUUGAUGAUUUAAUGAUCGAUAAGGACAUUGCAAAAUUAACUAAACAGAUACUAAGAUGUUAUACUUUGAAUAGACGAGCUAUUGCACCAAUGCAAUUUUCCCUUACUAGUUUUAAUGGAAAAUCAAAAGCCGAUAUGCAAAAGCACAAUGGAUAUGAACAUUGGGAUGUAAAAUUUCAUGCAGAACCUUAUUUGGAUAUUUAUCCAAAGGAAAAAAUUAUAUAUCUUACUAGCGAAUCAGAAAAUGUAAUUACUCGGUUAGAACAUGAUUAUGUGUACGUUAUAGGUGGUCUUGUUGAUCAUAAUAGUCAUAAAGGCCUUUGUCAUAAAUUAGCUUUGCAAGCUGGUGUGAGACAUGGCAGAUUACCUUUAGAUAAAUUUUUAAAUAUGAAGGCAAGGAAAGUUUUGACUGUUGAUCAUGUAUUUGAAAUUUUGCUUAGAGUUAGUGAAGGAAAAACAUGGCAAGAAGUCUUUCUGCAAGUUUUACCAGAAAGGAAGAAUGCACAAUUAAUUGUACCAUUAGAAGAUAAUAAACAUACAUUAGAUAUUUACAAUGAUAAGAAAGAUAUUUUUCAUGUAAAUAGUGAGGUAGAAUCAAUUAAUGAAUUUAAAAGUAUAAAUACAUAACAAAAAUAUGUUAUAGAUAAGAAAGUAAAUGUAAUAUUGUAUAUAAUUUUAUUUUUUAUUAAUUAUUUUAUUACCAUAGUAUAUUUUAUAAAAAGUACAUAUACAUACAUCAAUUGAUGUAUACACAUGUAAAUUAUUAUAAAUAAAAAGUACAUAUAUUUAAAAUAUAUUAAUAAAACGACAAAUUUUGUUUCUAAGAAAUUGAAUAUUAAGUACAUUAAUUAUAUAUAUGGGAUAUUAAAUGGAGUAACACAUAUCACAAAGCAUCAAUGCACAUAAUUUAAAUAAAGUAAAGAUGUUUGUUUUUAUUGAAGGUAAUUUCACAGAUUUACUUUAAACAUGAUAUCUCUUAUGCAAAAUGAUAAAGUGAAGGCAAAACAAAAAAUGUUCAAACUUUAAAAAAAAAUUUGGAUCAAUUUUUCUCAAAUUUUGCAAGAAAAUUUCAAAAAUAUUCUAUAUUUGUAUACAAUUUAUAUACAUUUACAUUAAUAUCUAUUAUCAUUUACACUAUUACUUUAUAGAGCAAAGUUACAAGAAUAAAUUAA